GUAGCUCCCAGCUAACACUGCAGCCGCUUUCUUUAAAACCUCCUCCUGUGCUUCUAGAGAAAAUCCGUAUCAUAAAAUGUCUUCACCGCUUCUUAUCAGGGCUUUUGUGACCGAACGCCUGACGGCUGCCGCGGAGGAAAUAUUUCAGGUGUUUGAGAGGACGAUAGCAAAAUAUGAGGAAGAAGCGAGCAGCUCCCAGCAGGAGAUCGAGCGACUCAGAGGACUGUUGCUGGAGUUCAUGACAAACCAGAAAACAGGCGCUCCUCACUCAUCUGUUUGUAAAGAGGAAUCGCCGCCUGAGCAGCAGCCCUGCGAGCGCAUGCCGAGCAUCAGCGUCCAUAAGUGCAACCCAGAGCCUCGACAUAUUAAAGAGGAAGAUCGUGAAAUCUGGGCUGGUCAGGAGCAAGAAGAAAAACAGGCAAGAGAGUUUAAUGAUGCUGAUGCCUCAUAUCCAUCUCACUCUUCUGUAUGGGAGGAAAACGAGCGGGAGGACACGAAACCAUCUCUGCAACCUGAGGUGCAAAACUGUGAACGUGAUGAGGAGUUCGUGGAGGAGCAGGAAACCAGAACUGUACAGUUCAUAUUACCUCUCGCUUCGACAUCUUCUUCACAAACUCAAGCCCAAAGUGAAAGUGUCCAGGAUGGAAGGGAAAGUCAAAGACCUGCUGCGAGUUUUACAUCAGAACAAACCCAGACAUCUUUUAGCACUUCCACUGAAUUACCUCAUUUUAACUCAGCUGCACCUGACUAUCAUUGCCAUUUGUGCAACAAAUCAUUUUCCUCCAGCCAUCACUUGAUAAAUCAUGCUUUCCACGUGCAUUCAACAGACACAGGUGCCCUCUGUGCCGUGUGUGGAAAGACCUUUGAGUCCACUGAAAGCCUUAAUGUGCACCUCAAAUCACACAAGGGCUCAAAGUGUUGCCACAUGUGCGGUAAACAGUGCAACAGCAGGACCGCGCUCACCGAGCACAUGGCGAGCCAUGCCGGGGUGAAGCUGCAUCGCUGCCACGUGUGUGGGAAAGAGUGCAGCCGUAAAGGAGAUUUGAAGAUACACAUGAGGAUUCACACGGGCGAGAAGCCUUUCUGCUGCUCUUUCUGUUGCAAAAGUUUCACCCACAGCGGACACCUGAGGAAGCACAUGAGAAGCCACACAGGCGAGAGGCCACACCGGUGUGAUAUCUGCGGCAGAGGGUUUCUACAGAGUGCACACCUCAAAUAUCACUUAGGGACUCACACUCAGAAAUACUGACUGAUUCAUCCUGCUUGACUCAUAUUUAAUAAACAAAAAUGUGCAAAAAAGACAGCAAACUGCUGAGUAAGAGCAGUAAAGGCACAGUGAUCAAGCCAGAGCGCAAUAUCUGUAACUAAUAUUCUUAUUUCCAGCUCCAUAUUUUUUUUAUUCUUGAACUUUGCAUAAUUCAAAAUCAUCCUUAUUAAUCUUAUUCUGGGCCUCGCAUGAUCUAAAUUAACUUUGAUUUCAGUGCUGCAUGUAUGGAAUCACCAGUUUAAAUCUAAAAGGAAAAACAAGCACUUUAAAAUGUUUAAUGACUAUGAAUAUGUUUUUAAAGAAAAAUUUCCUCUGGAAGUUAAUACUCCUGCAGCCAUCUUUGAUGUUUUGUAAUUCCUCUUUAAUAACUGCUAUCAGGUGAUUAAUCUGUAUGUUUUGAACUGGAGUAGCUAAUCAGAGACAGUGUUUCACCAUACAUUUAUUUAUUUUUUAAUAAAAGUCUGAAAGAUGUCUUAGAGAAAACGAAACUGGAGCAGAAAACCAAAUUCUGUGGCUGGUUUUCAUCAUAAAUAAAAUAAGUUUAUAACACACUGACAAGAUACCUGAUGCAUGAAAUGGGCUAAAGAAGCCUCUAUUUAAAUUUAAGGCUAUGUCAGCAGAAAGACAUUUGCUAGAAAGUGAAGGGAAAGAAUUUUAACAGCAUGCUUAGUGCUGACAUGACCUCUGAUCCUGACUUUGAACAAUAAUGUUGCUGUUAACAUCCCAAAGCAAUUAUCUUUGUCAUUAUUCAUACAGAAUUUGAAUGGUGUUAAAUUAUCAGAUUAUUGUACACAGUCAGUACGAAC
This is a messenger RNA of Archocentrus centrarchus (flier cichlid), 2073 nucleotides long. RefSeq names its product zinc finger protein 135-like. Gene Ontology annotation, molecular function: DNA-binding transcription factor activity, RNA polymerase II-specific. Gene Ontology annotation, cellular component: nucleus. Gene Ontology annotation, biological process: regulation of transcription by RNA polymerase II. NCBI's taxonomy places the organism in Eukaryota, Metazoa, Chordata, Actinopteri, Cichliformes, Cichlidae. The record is from RefSeq and is a predicted model, not a curated record. Bases 77 to 1249 code for a protein of 390 amino acids. The transcript is spliced from 2 exons.